AUGAAUAUGAAAAUAGCUGCUCCAUCAAAACGACCUGAUUUACAAGGAAUUCGUGGUCUGGCAAUUAUUGGAGUUGUAUUUUUUCAUUUUUGGCCUAAACAGUUCCCACAUGGACGUCUGGGUGUUGAUCAUUUCUUUGUGCUCUCCGGAUAUCUAAUGUGCAUGUUACUAAAACAGAAGCUCUCGGAACUACCGAGGUCAGCAGUCAGGUCGUUGUUUUUUGUAGCAAUCUGGCCGAAGCCGGUUCGAAUGGUUCAUAGUACCAUUGUAUUGUAUUGUAUUGUAUUUAGUACGAUUGAAAUCGUGAUCAAAAAUAAAUAG
Messenger RNA from Caenorhabditis elegans, 321 nucleotides. It is a transcript of the gene Y75B8A.37, whose product is annotated as Acyltransferase 3 domain-containing protein. Bases 1 to 321 code for a protein of 106 amino acids. NCBI's taxonomy places the organism in Eukaryota, Metazoa, Nematoda, Chromadorea, Rhabditida, Rhabditidae. The record is from RefSeq and is marked reviewed. Gene Ontology annotation, molecular function: acyltransferase activity, transferring groups other than amino-acyl groups. The transcript is spliced from 2 exons.